AUGCGAUAUGCUGCUAUGGAUCAAGAAAAGAAGGAUGCAUUAAAUCGCCAUAGGAAAGCUUCAUAUGCUGCGAAAAGACAGAGUAGUCCUGUUGCUCCCACCCUUGCUGUGCGACAGUUAGACAAGCAAAAUUCUACGCCUGGCUAUUGUUCAGAUAGCUCAGGCAGAAAUAGGUCUAUACCUGAUACGGAUGCUCAGAAUAUAAUCGAUAGUGAUGCAUUAGCUGACGCAUUUGAUGGUAUUUCUGAGCAACUGGCUUUUGAUAUGAGAAGCCAAAACUUACCUCCUCAAAGCUCGAUACCUGUCAGUUCUUCUACCGUGCCUUCGCCGCUUGGAGUUCCUGCCAUGGUGCCUGUUGAAGAGGGUACCUAUGUGCUUGAAUUUGAUAACUCUAGAUUUUCUGAAUCUUUAAACAAUCCACAGAUUGUUGUUAAUACACGAGUUGAUGGUGAAGACAAUCAUAGGAUUGUUCUCAACUCUGAUCCUCAGCUGGAUCAACGUGUAUAUAAUUUGCCUACUUCAUCCCAAGUUGCUGCCAUUUGGACAGAAAAUGAGGAUGAAGCGCUUGAAAAGAUGAGAGAAAAUGAUAGAUCAAUGUUGUUGCACACAAGGAGGCUGCUACAGCAAUUUGCUGUUGAUAUUUACGUAAAGAUAGAAAUGUCUAGGCUUGACUUCCAUAGAAAGAACCAAACCGAUAUUAGGACUGAGAUUUUACAAGGUGUAAUGGAUAGUCUAUCUGCUGGCCAGACUGAAGGAAAAAGUGUUAGUCGUCGAGUUUAUCUCCUGGCUUCUUUCAUUGGUGGUCCAAGGGACAUGUGCCGCAGAUAUGUUGAUGCGAUGGAUAGGCCUGAUUUAGUGUCAAGAGUCUUUAGAGCAAAGUUUGAGCUACUCAAGACUAAAAUAGUGAAGAAAAAGAUUUUUGGGGAGGUUGCUGCCUGUGUUCAUGUGAUUGAGUUCCAAAAAAGGGGUCUCCCUCAUGCUUACCUCUUGAUCAUCCUUAAGCCUGAAUUUAAGCCACUGAACUCUGAUGCUUAUGAUCGUAUUGUGUCUGCCGAGAUUCCAGAUCCGCAAAAUCAAAGCUAUUUGUAUAAUCUUGUGCUCAAACAUAGGAUGCAUGGACGAUGUGAACUUUUGAAUAAGGAAAAUGUUUGCAUGAAAGAUGGCUUUUGCAAAAAUCAUUAUCCAAAGAAUUUUUGUGAUUUCACAGUCCAUACUGAGGAUAGCUACCCACACUAUAGAAGGCAAAAUAAUGGUCGAUUUGUAAGGGUGCGCAAUAACACCCUUGGCAAUCGAUGGGUUGUGCCAUAUAACCCAUACCUUCUUGCUCUCUUUGACUGCCACAUGAACGUCGAAAUCUAUUCGAUGGUUAAACUGGUCAAGUAUUUGUAUAAAUAUGUCUAUAAGGGUCACGAUCGUGUUAACUUCCAUAUUUAUUCAGAAGAUAACCCUGACGACAUAGAUGAAAUAAAGAAUUUUCAGGUUGGGCGGUGGGUAGUGGCUGCUGAAGCUUUUUGGUGCAUUUAUAGAUUUAAUAUAAAUGAGAUGACUCCUGCUGUGUAUACUCUUCAGUUGCAUCUUCCAGAUUUCUUGACUGUUAAUGGAAAGCUUAUGCUCUCCUAUAGAGACGCUACCUUCCAAAUGGGACUGCUUCAAUCUAACACACAUCUGGAAGACACACUUAAUGAAGCAACAGCCUUUCAGAUGUUUUCUUCGUUAAGAACUCUCUUUGCAAUCUUGUUAGCCUAUUGCUCGUCGAGCAAUCCUAAGGUCCUCUGGGAAAGAUAUGAAGCUGAAAUGUCCAGGGAUUUUGAAAGAGAUAAGAGUUUUUCUACUCAGAAUGUUGAACAAAUAAGAAGAUGUGUUUUGCUGGAUAUAAAUAAAUCCUUGGAACAGAUAGGAAAAAAUAUCAAUGACUACCAUUUGGUGCUUGAUAGUUUCGUUCUCAGUCAUGAUGAGCGGCUCACAAGAGAAAUUCAGAGUGAGUUAAGCAUACAGUUUACAGAGCAAGACUUUUUAUUGCCUUCAAAGCUAAAUAUAGGCCAGAGAUUUGCCUAUGACAAUAUUCUGAAAGAAGUUUUCUCUUCUGGAAAUAACUAUUUUUUUUUUGUUGAUGGACCUGGUGGGAUUGGUAAGACUUUUCUUUAUCGCUCUAUUCUGGCAACGCUUAGGUCCCAAGGGUUCAUAGCAAUAGCUGUUGCAUCAUUUGGAGUAGCUGCAUCUAUUCUUCCAGGAGGGAGGACUGCACACUCUAGGUUUAAAAUCCCGUUGGACAUUUCUGCAAGUAAAGUCUGCCAUAUCAGUAAACAGAGCUCUGUUGCUAAGCUUAUUAUGAUGGCUAAAUUAAUUCUAUGGGAUGAGGCUUCUAUGGCCAAGAGGGACACUAUCGAAGUUUUUGACAAGUUGCUCAAAGAUGUAAUGGAUUCUGAUCUGUCUUUUGGUGGCAAAGUAGUAGUAUUUUGGGAAGACUUUCGGCAAACUUUACCUAUUAUUCAGAAUGCAACAAAGGAUCAGCAAAUAGAGGCCAGCUUUGUCAACUCCCCUUUAUGGAGUUCUCUUCGAAAGUUAAUCUUGACCGAAAACAUGAGAGCUAUCUCUGAUAGCCAUUUCUCCGAUUUUCUGCUUAGGAUAGGUGAAGGUUGCGAACUAGAGGAUGCUGAUGGAAAAAUAACUUUAUCAAAGGAUAUAUCAAUCCCGUUUGAUAACAAAGAAGAUUCACUUAACAGGUUUGUGAAUUUUGUAUUUUCGGAUUUGAGCGUGUAUUCAUCUGAUCCAUACCAGAUCACUAACAGAUGUAUUCUUACUCCAAAGAAUACAUGUGUCGAUGAUAUAAAUGAGAUGAUGAUCGAUCGCUUUCCUGGACGACCUUUUGUGUACAUGAGCAAUGAUCGAACUAUUAAUGAGAGGGACCAAUCUGACUACGAAAACUUUUUAAACUCUUUGAAUCCCAAGGGUCUGCCCCCUCAUAAACUGGUUCUAAAAGAAGGUUGCCCUAUUAUUCUCCUUAGAAAUUUAAAUCCUAUGGAAGGCUUAUGCAAUGGAACAUGGCUUAUAUGUAGAGAGCUAAAGUAG
This is a messenger RNA of Coffea arabica (coffee), 3069 nucleotides long. RefSeq lists its product as uncharacterized. Gene Ontology annotation, molecular function: DNA helicase activity. NCBI's taxonomy places the organism in Eukaryota, Viridiplantae, Streptophyta, Magnoliopsida, Gentianales, Rubiaceae. Gene Ontology annotation, biological process: telomere maintenance; DNA repair. The record is from RefSeq and is a predicted model, not a curated record.